Molecule: messenger RNA, 2448 nt
Organism: Drosophila obscura
Lineage: Eukaryota; Metazoa; Arthropoda; Insecta; Diptera; Drosophilidae
Product: putative mediator of RNA polymerase II transcription subunit 26
Exons: 3
Coding region: 88-2448 (786 amino acids)
Source: RefSeq, a predicted model, not a curated record
CUGCUAUGAAAGUCAUCAGUGUGUGAACUUUUAUACUGUACAAACUCGAAUCGAUUGAAACAUCAACAGUCUCCUCUCGAUCUACAUAUGUCUAAAAAAGCCCACAAUUUCUGCUCGGAUUUUAAUACGCAAUUCUACAAGUCGAAGAGUGGAGAGAGAAAGCCGAUUGGCUCGUUCCUACAACUUCCAGCAAUGGAAAAACCGCCAAGCCACAGCAAUGGGGCACCAGUAGGUGAGGGGAUGACACAACGGGACCUGGCACGAGGGUUGGUACUUGAGAAGAUGACUCCAACCGAUCUGGAAAACCUAAAAUGGCCAACGAAGAGAUCUGAAAUGCAGAAAGAGCGGAAAACUUCCAUGCAGGAUCAGAUCCAGGCACAGGAGCGUGUGUGCUCGCAUAAAUCCGGUGUGCAGCGUAGCCAACAGCAAAACGAACAGCCUCCACAACAGCGACAUGUGCAACAGUAUCAGAAGACUUUUAAUCAGAGUCCUGGCAAUCAGCCGCAACAGCAGUAUCUGGAGAGUAAAUACCAGAGUCCUCACAUGGUGAAGCAGCAGUAUCAUCAGACUUCGUAUGCGAGUCCUCCCCAAGAACAGGCACAGCGUUAUUACACCCCCAUGAAAGCACCUCCCAACAAAGCCAGCUCCAAUGGGCCAGAGCCAGAGCACUCCAACACAUCCUCUGACGAAUCUUCGUACGAGGAGAGUAUUCAGAAGUGCCUGGAACUCAUGCCUAAGCAUCGUCAGUCCAACGCGCCCCUGGGGCCGAAAAAGCCAGAGUUGCGUUACCCAGCCGAUUUGGAUAUUGAUGAAUAUAUCCGUGAACUCAGAAACAAUUCACCAUUCACAGCGUACAUGGAGAAUGGCCCCAAGCAGCAGAAUCCUACCCAGCAGACCCAUCAGCAUGAGCCACGUCACGUAUACCACACGGAGAACGGCCCCAAACAGCAGACAUAUCAGAAUCCAACCCAGCAGACCUGUCCGCAUGAGCCGCGUCACGUAUGCCACACGGGGACUGGCCCCAAACAGCAGACGUAUCAGGCUCCUACCCAGCAGAGCUGUCAGCAUGAGGCACGUCACGUAUGCCACACGGAGAAUGGCCCCAAACAGCGGACGUAUCAGGCUCCAACCCAGCAGAUCUAUCAGCAUGAGCCCCGUCAGAGUCCUCCUCAGAAUAUGUCUGAACAGCAGAAACAACGUAAUCAAAGCGAGAUGAAGACCGAUAAGAACGUUCAGCAGAGUGUUCCCCUGGUGCCGGAUCUGUGGGACACAGAGAAUGGGGGGAAGCUGCCAGCUGAGCAUGCGGACCGUCUGCAAGAUUCAUGCGAGAAGCAUGGCAAAGCUUCCAUCGCACAGCCGGAGCAGAGUGGCUGCCAAAAGCUCAAACAAAAUAAAUAUACCAAAUGCGGACUGUCUAGUGGCGGGAGCAGCACCAGUGCAAUGACUGUGAUCAGUCGUAAGAGCGGGGAAGAGCUGCGUUUCAUGGUCCGUGACGAGCUGCGUGGCCUGGUCCGCGACGAGGCUCAAUUGCAGACGGUGUUCGGUCAACUGACCGAGAGUGUGGUGUGCCAUGUAAAGGACUAUUUGUGCGGCGUGUCACCAACUGAAAGCAGCCCGGUACAGUCCACAACUUCACGCCAGUAUUCGCCCAAAGGUAAUACCCUGGAUAUCCGGAAGCAGGAGACAUAUCAAAUCCAGAACAAUGCAUCGCCAACCAAAGGCCAACCGACCAAACUGGAGGCCCAGAAGAAUCCUCAACAGAAACAGCAACCAAAUGAGCAGAAAGCUCCUCGAUUCUCCUGCUUGAGCCAUAUACUCGAGAAUGAUGAUGAGGACUCUAAUUUCGGAGUGGAUAAUAAGACAAACGCACCCCACAAGUGCACGGACUAUCACGACAAAGACUGCCCAAAGGACAAGCAAAAGAAUCCCAAACAUAAGCCAUUUUCCACGGCCAGUCACGCCAGUUGCAACAGUUACACUUCGAUCAGUUCAAAGAGCGGCAACGAGCUGCGUUCCAUGGUCCGAGAUGAGAUGGAACUGCAUUCGGGGCGCGGCGACCAAGCCUCGAGGUGCAGUCAACACUCAAGGAUCAAGCCUCAUUGCAAGGGCCUGAAGGAGAAUGUGUCCACACAUUCACUCUCGCAUCCGAACACAGAUGACACCCGUCCAGGGUUCAAGAAUUCGGCCAGAGUUGAGUCUGCACCUCGUAAGGGCAAAGGAGCCACCACUGAACCGACAAAAGAGGAAAGCCAUCAGAUCGAAUGCAGUGUGAGUGUCGAUGAUUUAGUGAGCUGCAAGGUCAUCACUCCCAUCAUCAUGAAGAUGCACAACAAGUAUUUAGCCUCCUUGCACGAGGAGAUACAGCUCCUGGAGUAUCUGGAGAAGGUGCCGCGCCUUGUCAGUCAGAUUUACAAGGACAACGCCCAGAUGGACCAGAGGAAAGCCUAA